AGAGAGAGAGAGAGAGAGAGAGAGAGGAACCUGUUGGUAACACAAAAUCUAACAGAGAUCUGAGAUUAGUGGCAUUCCCCCCUCCUUGUUCCUCCCUACCUGCUGAGAGAGAAACAACUUGGAACUAUUUUCAGUCAACUGAUGACAGCGACCCAAUUGCUAUCAUGGAGUUUUUAAAAAACUGUUGCAAGAACCUCUCUAAGAGGAACACGAAUGAACAGGAGACUCAAGGUAAGUGAUCAAAAUGAAGGUGGCUCCAAAGGAGUUAACAGCCACGGGAGAACUGCUGAAUGACAGCAAUAAGAACCAGUUAACCCAAGAUUACCUUAUAUCCAAGCAGCCUCCUGGUGGCAAAGAGGUCCCGUUUGUCGUGCCUACCUUCAAGGCCACUUACGUUCAACCCCCAAACCGCAAGUUCUCCAAUCAACAGCCAGGACUGCAGAGUUCAGCCAGGUCAACUUUUACAGCGAGGAAAGCAGACCUGUUGGGCACCAGUUUCUUCCCUUACAACUCGGAGUCCAUCUUUCAUCAGGGAAACAUGCUGGCAUACAUUUCCCCCGGUUCGACCCGAAGACAACAGCAAAGAAACCUCCCCCAGAGCACAGGUCAGAUCAACCAGCAGAGACGAAGCAGCUCCACUCUUGAUCUGAAUGCCCCUCAGGGUCGAACUCAGCGGAUUGACUCCCUGUGCAGCACCAUCAGCAGCACCUCCAUGGAAAGGAGUCUGGAAUCUAUAGCUUUGUCGGGGGAUGAGCAAGAACUGGGGAAGGUCUGUGUCCGGCUAAGAUAUCAGCAGGAUGUGGAGCAGGUGUGGAUCACCCUGGUUCAGUGUUCAGACCUCUGCGUUCGUCCAGAUGAAGAACAGAAGAUUGGCUUCAAAGCAAUCAUCACUGUCCCCAAACCAAUACACUUCAAGACCUCUCUUAAAGAGUAUCAUCAGGAUGUCACCAUCAUGGAAACGUUUGUGUUUGCGUUGCGUCUGCAGCAGCUCCAACGCAGCGCCUUGGUUCUGCAGCUUCAAACCAACAACCCCAGGAAACGUACUGUGGCCGAGUGUGUCCUCUCCCUGCAGCAGCUGAGUGCUGAGGAGACAGAACACUGGCUGGACCUCAAACAGCCCUCCAAAUCCUCAGUGUGUAAUUCUGAGCUCCAUAUCAGUACCCUCUUUCAGCCAGUCAGUGGUCGCAUCCAGCUUAAGGUCCUUGAAGCUAAAAACCUCCCACCCUCAUCCUCUCCUCUCCCCCAGGUUUUUUUUGUCAAAGUUGAGAUGCAGCAGUUAGGACAAGGGGCUAUUAAGAAGAAGACUCAAGCGCUAAAAGCAUCAAGCGGAAAGUGUCGGUGGGAUGAGACAUUUCCUUUCCUGUUGGCGUCCCUGGAGCACGCCUGCUUGCUUUCACUCAGACUCUACAGCUGCAAUUCUGUCAGGAGGAAACAGUGUCUUGGACAGGUUCAGCUGGGCUUUGACAGUCCUCUCCCAGCAGCUGUAGAGCAGUGGAAGGAGACGAUGGCUCACCCAGAGAAAGUGGUGACAGCGUGGCAUCGGCUGAGUCCUACAUAAACCUGCUUCCUGGACUAAUGCAACUGGUUUUAAAAACAGCUGUUGGCGGUUACUUUUCCACUGGACCAGCCCCACUCCUCUCAGAGAGACAAUGUUUAUGGACCAGGUCGCACACUGCAGUCAAUGCCCGAUGUUACAGUGUAAACAGAGGUUUAGUGUAUAGAUGCUGAAGAUCAAAAAGGAGAGGCAUUUUUUAUGGGAGAAAUAAGUCGACCACUUUCUACAUUAGGUCACUUUUUAGUUCACUUCACUGCUUCUUUUUUGUUCGAUCUGUGUUCGCUAGUGGAACGACUCCUCAGUUCCUGAGCUAUAAGAUUUAGAUGAUGCAGAUCUGUACUUUUACUGCUGCUUAAAAUGGUUCUGUUUAAGAUAUGUUGAGCAUAUUCUACUUGCUGUGGAUCAUUGUCUCCUUUUGAUUGAUUUAUAAAGUUUAGAUCUAUCAAUUUGGAGAAUUCUGAAAGAGUUGUGGUGGGAGAGCCGAGCUAAAUAAAGCUCAGACUGUGACGAAAAUGGAGCAACUAUUUACAGGGCUGAAUAUCAGAAACGGCAAAAGACAAUAAAAGGUGCACUUUACUUUAACUUGA
This is a messenger RNA of Cyprinodon tularosa, 2142 nucleotides long. Its product is annotated as tandem C2 domains nuclear protein. Bases 245 to 1558 code for a protein of 437 amino acids. Gene Ontology annotation, cellular component: nucleus. The transcript is spliced from 12 exons. The record is from RefSeq and is a predicted model, not a curated record. Lineage: Eukaryota; Metazoa; Chordata; Actinopteri; Cyprinodontiformes; Cyprinodontidae.